Messenger RNA from Hydractinia symbiolongicarpus, 4384 nucleotides. RefSeq lists its product as uncharacterized. The coding region runs from base 115 to 3858 and encodes 1247 amino acids. Lineage: Eukaryota; Metazoa; Cnidaria; Hydrozoa; Anthoathecata; Hydractiniidae. The record is from RefSeq and is a predicted model, not a curated record. Gene Ontology annotation, molecular function: RNA polymerase II transcription regulatory region sequence-specific DNA binding; DNA-binding transcription factor activity, RNA polymerase II-specific. The transcript has 8 exons. Gene Ontology annotation, cellular component: nucleus. Gene Ontology annotation, biological process: regulation of transcription by RNA polymerase II.
GCAUUUUUGGCACUUUAUAAGUAAGUAAUUCAUUAGGCGCGCCAAUUCCAAAAAUGGAUCAAAACGAAAAAACAAUCAUAAGUCCAUUGUUAUGAAGAAAAAAAACGUUAUAAAAUGUCUAUCUUGAAAGGAGGGGAAGAUAUCCUUAGCAAACCUGAUGAUGACACUUACAAUUCAGCUUUCCUUGGGGCAGACUUGGAAUUAGAUGGAUCCAGGCGCAACAGAGAGAUAUCAUUGUAUAGAAAUGACGAAGUUGUGUUAACUGUUGAACAAGGAAUAACUCUUGGACUUCUCAAGCUGAUAUACUCAUCUGAUCGAAAAUUUCAUGGCAUACUGCAAGGCGUCCGAAGUCGUUCAAUAUCAGAACAACCAUCCGUGACAUCAGUCAUCCUGUCAGAUGACAGGGUACUAGACCAAGAUGAAUAUGAAUUAAUAGUUCAGGAUCAACAUUCACAAUCAAGUAUCAUGCAUCAAACUUUGCCAUCUGAACUUCCACCUUCGUCCACUGCAAUUCCUCUUCCACCACCAACCAACAAUAUCUUCUUAACAAACAACACUGAAAAGAAAAUGGGUCAGUUUGUUUGUGAAUACUGUCAUCUGCCAUUUGUAUCAAAGGCAAAGUUUUUACGCCAUCGUCGCAUCCACACAGAAGAAAAUCCUUACGUUUGUGUAUACUGCAGCGAGGCUUUCCCUCACCAUUUGGAAUUACGUAAACAUAGAGAAGAAUUCCAUAUGACAAACAAAUCAUUCAAGUGCAACUACUGCCCGAAGACCUUUGCGACGAGAGCUGAAUUACGUGGACACUUAUGGAGACAUACUGGUGAGAAAAACCACAAAUGUCGUAUUUGUGGAAAAAGUUUUGCUACCAAGGGAAAUUUAAAACUGCAUAUUGACAAGCAUAUUGGUGUUCACAAACACAAAUGUCCAUUUUGUCCUCAACGGUUCACAUCACACUCCUCCUUGGAAGCUCAUAUGGCAAAACACACUGGUAUGAAGUCCUACAAAUGUCGUCACUGUAAUAAAAGCUAUGCACAAGCUGGUCAGUUAACCUCUCACGAAAGGUUACAUACAGGAGAAAAACCGUUUAUGUGCGAAGUUUGUGGCAAGUGCUUCCGACUGAAUUCAACGCGUCAAGCUCACGAGAAACGUCAUAGUGGAAGUCGACCACAUAUAUGUGACACGUGUGGCCGCUCUUUCUCAAUGCCCGAUCACUUAAGGCGUCAUUUAAAAACUCACGAAAACAAGCUCGACCGUCUUGCUUCUUGUCCCUUUUGUAAGAAGAAAAUCUUUUCCGGUCGAAAUAUGCGAAAGCAUUUGGUCCGACAUCGCGAGUUAAACUUAACAGAUGCUCAAGCGAAGGCGAUUUCUGCUUCUUUAAAACCUGACAAAGAAGCGGCUAGCAAAGAAACGGUGGAAGGGCUAAGCACGCCAAAUAAAAUCAGGCAGAGCAUUCACUGCAUGGAAUGUAACGAAGAAGUAAAAUCGAUACGUAAACUUUUCGAGCAUUUGACGGAAAACCAUUACCAUCGCGAGCUGAGCGCAUUGGAACGUAAAGAAAUUCGUUUGCAGUACGGUUUGCAAAGAUUACAUCACUGUCAGUUCUGUUCGUCCUGUUUUGUCGACUACCGGUUGUUGCGAUCACACGUCCUUGAUGAACAUCCGGAACACGCCGAGGAUGUCGGCUUUCUACCAAAAGGAAAACGUGCUGCUGAUAGCGGCUCGCAAAAAUGCCCCACGUGCUCCAUGCAUUUCCAACUACGUUCAACUUUGGACGAGCACAUUAUAAAAGCUCAUUUAACAGUCACGGAAGCUCCGUCAGAAAACACAACUUCUUCUCCAUUGUUUCGUUGUUGGUAUUGCGUCCAGACGUUUGGGACUACUGAAGAAGUGGUAUCACACAUGACGUGUGAGCACGAAAGCUUAGAAGUGUUAAGCAAGCGUGUAGAACUGACAGAAAACGUCGGUGACAACGCAGUAAGCUCCUCCGGUGUAUGGUCUUGUUCGCAAUGUCCAGCGACGCUACAAAGUGAAGAGGAAUACCAGGCCCACAUGGCAUUACAUGCCGAAAGUGAGAAACGUGCAGCAUCAUUGCUUAUUCCUUCUACGCCAUAUUUAGACAAACUAAACUUACUCCAGCAUGAAGAGAGCGAAGCCAACGUUCAGUGCGUUGUUAAGAAGUACUUGAAAGCCGACUACCCUUCUGUUUCUGACAGCGGUUCUAAUAAUUUACCAAUGGAGACAUCUAAAGGUCCCAUGCCAUCCAAUCUGCCGGACCAAGUUGAAGCAGCCUCGGAGAACAGCGACCAAAAAAUCCAAAGCAUAGACAACAGUGCGUCUACCAAUCAGGAAAACGCGAAUUUAGCAUGCAAGAAUAACAAUGGAGAAUUUUUGCCGAACGAGAACGACAAAAGUCAUACGACGUGUAGUUCUGAUACAAUCAGCAGUAAAUCUAGCAGUGUUGAGGUAAUGAUGUCCCCAAGUAUUGCAGUGAAAACUACAGACUCUGACGCUAACGUGAACACUAUUACCAAUUCACAGAAAAUCGCUUUAUCUACAAACACGUUAGACGAAGAACAUGAAAAAGGAAAGAAGCACAAGAAGAAGAAGAAAAAAAACAAGAAAAAGAACCGACCACUGAAAAAUGACAGAGUCUUCUCUCCCUUAAUGAUAUACGAUUCUAUCAAAGCUACCGACAGUGACGGCGCUAUUGUUCCGUUUCGGUGUUGGUUUUGUUCGGUGACGUAUAAUCGUCCAGAGGAUGUUGUUGCGCACAUGACAAGUACGCACGACAACUUAGAAAACUUAAGUCGGCGCGUCGAAGUGACAGAACUAAAAAAUCAACUGACUGAAAAACAGAAGGUUGGGCUAAAGUUAUUUAAAAACAGUACGGACGCUUCGUUGUCGCCAGUGGACAGUUUUCGUUGCUCGAAAUGUCCCAAGAAGCUUGAAAGCAAGGAAGCCUACGAACUACACAUGAUUAUGCACAAGGCUUCGCAAGAUAUGAAUUUACUGAAGACUGGAUCUUUGUUGUUUAACAAGAAUAAAGGCGUUGAGAGAGGUAACUCUGGCAGCAUAGAAGAUGAACCAUUACCUGGUGAUCAAAUGUACAGUGGUGGGAAUAAUUUCAACUGCUUAGCAGGAACAGAUAAUUUCGAUUUCAACAAAUCUAAGUUGAUGCUGCCAUCAUCCACGAUCGUUUCGCCUCAGGAAGCAUCGAAAGAAAUUUCAAACGUAUCUAAGCCCGAAACUGUUGGUGCUGUUGUGACAACGAAGACAAAAACGAAUGAUUUCAGGCCUAAACCAAUCAGGAAACCGCCUUCUAAGACGGCGAACAAAUCAAAACGCAAAACUAUUGUUGGUGAAGGAGGCGUUGGGGUAAAUAUGUGUACACAUUGCUCUCGUGUGUUUUGCAGCAAGAGAGCGUUAGACGUUCACACGUUCAAAAUGCAUGGACGCGAAUACAUGCAAAAUCCUUCUCAUUCUUGGAACACCUCACCAUUCACAUGUUGGUUUUGCUCCGCACAGUUUCCAUCUCCCGAACUUGUUGUUGAGCACAUGACGAACUCGCAUGAAAACCUAGAUAAGUUAAGUAAGCGAGUCGAAGAACAAAAUAUUCAAGCGAAUGCCGCCAUCAUCCAAGACAAGUCACCUGCAUUGAAACCAGGUCAAUCUGCUUCCAAGAGGUACGUUUCGAUAGCCUCAUCGAAACAGAUGUUGCCAUUACCUUCGUUGAAUACCACUCAGACGAAAACUAGCACGAAUCAGCAACCCCCGCCUGGUUUUAAAAUGUCUUACGCGUUAGCCUAUGUGCCAAUCUUCAUACCAGAGAAAAACGAAAGUGAGGAAAACAGAGACUAGCUAUUGAAAUCAACAUCACUUAUAAUCAAAUUGUAGUCAAUACAUUUAAAUCGUGACCAUAUUUAGACUGUAAUUUUCACGAGUUCGUUGUUUAGCCGGUGGAUUUAUGUUGCCAAAAUUAAUGAAAAAUGCGCCUUUUUAAGGCCUCUCUCGUAUGACGAAGAAGUACACCUCCCAACAACGACACUGAGACAGUGUCAAUCAGAUUCGGCUGUUGUAUGUCAGUAAUGAUAAUUUUCGUGAAAGGCAUAAUAGCUAUAAGACUUGUGGACAUUUUUUUUCGGUCCGUAAUAUACCCUUAGGGAACAAAUUUUCGUGGAAAUAAAUUUUCGCCUUUUUCUAUUAAAAUCCGCAAACCCGCGGAAAUUGUCUGUUUAAGAUAUUACCUUAGAAAUCGCAAUAAGCAGUAUAAACAUCUGUGUCAAUUUGCCGAAGAAUCUUUUUACGCCAUUUUUUUGUAUCAAUGCAUGUAUCAUUUUUUCAGUCCUUGGAUAAAUUUUGGCCGAAAAUGACGUCAAAGUUUCGA